This is a messenger RNA of Misgurnus anguillicaudatus (oriental weatherfish), 10468 nucleotides long. The record is from RefSeq and is a predicted model, not a curated record. NCBI's taxonomy places the organism in Eukaryota, Metazoa, Chordata, Actinopteri, Cypriniformes, Cobitidae.
GAGAAAGAGUAUAAAAGGAGAUCUAAACAGAUAAAUCAGACAACACUGGAGCUCCUGCAGACCCCUUUACCUUCAGCUAUGGAGUGGAGAACAUCUGCACUCUGUAUACUGCUGCUGGCUCUCACCUGUGGCACCCUGGUUAACGCAAAGAGGGUCUAUGCUAGUAACCAUGUGAACACCAUCUGUAGCAUGUGGGGUAACUUCCACUUCACGACAUUUGACGGAGAGACUUAUCAGUUUAAAGGCACGUGUGAAUAUAACCUGGUGUCCGACUGUCAUAGCCUCAUUCGCCAGUUCUCGGUUUACGUGAAGAGAACGCAAGAUCCCAAAGAUUCAAAGAUCAGCAGACUGUCAGUUACUAUCAAUGACAUUGCCGUGGUAAUGACCGAGGACCUGGUGACGGUCAAUGAACAGAAUGUAACACUACCCAUCCAUGUCGCAGGAAUCCUCGUGGAGAAGAAUGCGAUUUACACCAAACUCUAUUCCAAAAUUGGCAUCAGUGUCAUGUGGAACAGAGAUGAUUCAGUCUUGGUGGAGCUGGACUCCAAAUAUUCUGGUCACACUUGUGGACUAUGUGGUGAUUUUAAUGGCAUUGCACUUAAUGAUGAAUUCAUCCAUUCAGGACGAAAGCUUGGCUAUGUCGAGUUCGGGAAUAUGCACAGGGUUCACGAUCCGAGCCAUUAUUGUGAAGACCCUUUUGAAGAGGUAGAAGAGCAAAAUGCGGUGGGCCGAUGUGAAGAACACCAGGAGAUUUGUGGAGACAUUUUGGAAAAUAAAGACUGGUCAUCUUGUAGCUGGGUUCUGAGCCCUUUGCCAUACAUCAAGGCUUGUGCGAAUGACGUGUGUAACCGUCAGCCUGGUGAAACAAACACCACCUCACUUUGCUCAACACUAUCUGAAUACUCACGUCAGUGCUCGCACGCCGGAGGAACCCCACCCAACUGGAGAACAUCCAACUUCUGCUCUGUGAAAUGUCCCUACAAUAUGGUUUAUUCUGAAAGUGGCUCUCCCUGCAUGGACACAUGUUCACACCGAGACACAAACACACUGUGUGAGGAACACAAAGUCGACGGCUGCUUCUGCCCUCCAGGCACUGUAUUUGAUGAUAUCUCAAACACGGGCUGUAUCCCACUGAAACAAUGCCAGUGUAAACAUGAUCACGUCUACAAUGCAGGAGAGGUCCUUCAACAAGAGGGGGAAGAAUGUGUGUGUGAUGGAGGAAACUGGAUUUGUAAGAGUCUGCCCAGUCCUGGCCUGUGCGCAGUAGAGGAAGGAUCUCACUUCACCACCUAUGACGGAAAAGAAUUCACUUUUCAUGGAGACUGCAACUAUUUGCUUUCUAAAGACUGUGAGGGGUCAAAGUUCAUCAUAUUGGGGAAGAUUGUUCCUUGUAUAAAUCUUGAAACUGACACCUGCUUGAAAUCUAUAGUGGUGCUGAUUGACAAUGACAAGAAAAACCCUCUGAUUAUUAAAGCUGAUGGGACAGUACAACACAACGCUGAAGUUUUACUUCCAUACACCACAGCUGACUUUACCGUGUUCAGGCCGUCGUCAUUUCACAUCAUGUUUCAGACCGCGUUUGGUCUGCAGGUGCAGGUUCAGCUGGUUCCCCUCAUGCAGGUGUACAUCACUGUUGAUCAAAGCUUUCAGGGGAAGACUUGUGGGCUUUGUGGAAAUUUUAACAAAGUGCUUUCUGACGACCUGAAGACUCCUCAGGGCAUGGUGGAGGGUACAGCCACUUCGUUCGCAAACGCCUGGAAGGUCCAAUCCAACUGCCCUGACCGUAAAGAGAGAAUGGACGACCCCUGUUCCUAUAGCACCAAUAGCGAGCACUUUGCUGAGCACUGGUGUUCCAAGAUGAAGGACAAAGAGAGCCUGUUUGCCAAAUGUCACGCCUCCGUCAAUCCAGACAGCUACUACAAAAGGUGCAAAUACUCCAGCUGUAGUUGUGAGAAGAGUGAAGAGUGUCUGUGCGCCGUGUUCUCCUCGUACGCCCGGGCCUGUGCAGCUAAAGGGAUAUUUCUCCAAGGCUGGAGACACUUGGUGUGCGAGAAAUACACAGAGAAUUGCCCUGCAUCGCAAAACUACUCCUAUCAGCUGCAGAGCUGUCAGAGCACCUGUCAAUCUCUCAGUUCGGAGCGCCAGGACUGCAGCGAUGACUUUGUGCCUGUAGACGGAUGUGCCUGUCCAAAAGGACUCUACCAAGAUGAGAAGGGAGUCUGUGUACCUAUGGAAAAAUGUCCAUGUUACAACAAUGGCUUAAAAGUCCAACCUGGCAGGUCUGUCAGCAUCAAGGAUGAACACUGUGUUUGCAUGAAUGGAAAAUUGCACUGUCGCUCUUGGAAACCUCGUUUUCUGGAUUGCUCAUCUCCAAAGGUUUACUUCAACUGCAGUACAGCAGGCCAGAAUGAAAAUGGAUUGGAGUGUGCACAGACUUGUUUGCAACAGAAUGUGGAUUGUUUCUCGCUGGAGUGUGAAUCUGGAUGCCAGUGUCCUACAGGUCUCCUGGAUGAUGGAAGAGGAAACUGCGUUACACCACAUAACUGCCCGUGUUCACACAAUGGACAGUUUUAUGCACCAGGGGCUCAGAUAACCAUGGACUGCAAUAAGUGCACUUGUCAACAUGGAACAUGGAAAUGUACAGAACAUAGCUGUCCGGGCAUCUGCACUAUUUAUGGAAGUGGACAUUAUCAAACUUUUGAUGAACAAAGAUUCGGCUUUAGAGGAGACUGCAGUUAUAUAGCUGUGCAGGACAAGUGCGGCAAUAAGACCGGUCAAUUUAGCGUGGUGACUGAGAAUAUACCGUGUGGAACAACAGGAACCACGUGUUCAAAAGCUGUUGAUAUCUUUUUGGGGAGGACUAGACUGGAUCUUUCUGACGACAAAGUAACAGCCACUGACACUGGAGUUGGUCCACUGAUCAAGUACAAUGAAAGAAAAGUUGGCAUGUAUAUCGUCAUCGAUGCUGAGAACGGUCUGACAGUUUUGUGGGACCGGAUAACCACCGUCCGCAUCAUUCUGCAACCCCAGCAUUCAGGACAAGUUUGUGGCCUCUGUGGAAAUUUCAAUGGAGAUGGAAAAGAUGACUUCACCACUCAAGGAAACCUGCAAACUACAAAUAUAUUAGAGUUUGUGGACAGCUGGAAAGCAGCAAGCAACUGCCCUGAUUCAGAAAUGGACAUUGACCCGUGCAUGGCGACUCCCAAUCGACACACCUGGGCCAAAAUACAAUGUAGCAUUAUAAAGGAAGAUACUUUCAAGGACUGCCAUAGUAAGGUGGAUCCAAACCCAUAUUAUGAAAACUGUGUGAAGGACUCAUGUGCGUGUGACACGGGUGGAGACUGUGAGUGCUUCUGCACAGCCGUAGCCGCUUACGCUCAAGCCUGCAAUGAAGCAGAUGUUUGUGUGGUCUGGAGAACACCUGAGAUCUGCCCUGUGUACUGUGACUACUACAAUAAUCCAGGUGACUGCACAUGGCAUUACAGUCCAUGUCAUACGCCAUGCUACAAAACCUGUCUCAAUCCUGAGGGUAUCUGCAAUAACACUUUACCCAACCUGGAGGGAUGUUAUCCAAAAUGUCCAGAGGACAAGCCUAUUUUUGAUGAGAAAAAUCAAAUUUGUGUUGAGGCAUGUAAUGGUACUUGCUAUAUUAAUGGUACUGAGUUUAAUCCCGGAGAGGAGAUCCCAACAGAAGAGCCAUGUCAGAUAUGCAUAUGUGAUGAAAAUGGAAAAAUACAAUGUUUUCAAAAACCUGGAUGCUGUUACUACAAUGGAACAGAAUAUGGUGACAAUGAAAUAAUUUACAAUGUAACAGAUGGCAUGGGAAUGUGCUACUAUGCCAUUUGUAUAAAUACCACUGUGAUUGAAACACAGGAACCCUGUAAACCUUCACCACCACCCCCCGAAAGUACUCCAACCACUACAAUUACAGUGUCAACAACAGAAUCAACCACUCCCUCACAACCACCCACUGUUUCCACAUCUUCACCUACACCAACAGAAAUGACAACAACAACAACACCUCCUAGCAGUACUCCAACAACAAAAAUUACACAAUCAACAACCAUGGAAGGAUCUACAACUUCCUUACAAACGCCCAAACCUCCCAUUGUUUCCACAUCGUCACCAACACCAACAGAAAUUACAACAACAACAACACCUCCUAGCAGUACUCCAACAACAAAAAUGACACAAUCAACAACCAUGGAAGGAUCUACAACUUCCUCACAAACGCCCAAACCUCCCACUGUUUCCACAUCUUCACCUACACCAACAGAAAUUACAACAACAACAACACCUCCUAGCAGUACUCCAACAACAAAAAUGACACAAUCAACAACCAUGGAAGGAUCUACAACUUCCUCACAAACGCCCAAACCUCCCACUGUUUCCACAUCUUCACCUACACCAACAGAAAUUACAACAACAACAACAACACCGCCUAGCAGUACUCCAACAACAAAAAUGACACAAUCAACAACCAUGGAAGGAUCUACAACUUCAUCACAAACGCCCAAACCACCCACUGUUUCCACAUCUUCCCCUACACCAACAAAAAUUACAACAACCUCAUCGGGAACUCCAGAAACAAUGUCACCAUGUGUGGAUAUAUGUGAGUGGUCUGAGUGGUUUAAUGUAUAUAAUCCUGCAACAGGAGGAGAUAAUGACUUAGAGACAUAUAAAAAUAUUAAAGAAAGUGGAAAAAAGAUCUGUGAACAUCCAGAAGAUAUUGAAUGUAGAGCUGUGAAUAAACCUGACAUGAGCUUUGAAGAAUAUGUUAAUUCAUCAAAACAAGUAGUCCAGUGCAAUGUUUCAUAUGGUCUGCAGUGUGAGAAAAAAAACCAGAACGCCCGUCCCUAUAAAUGUUUUGACUAUGAAAUACGGGUUCUCUGCUGUUUUCCUUGUUCCACACCAUCACCCGCAACAACACCAACCUCUACAUUUAGCACAACACAAACACCCUUGAGCUCAACAUCCAUACCAUCCACCACAUCCUCACAACCGCCCAAACCUCCCACUGUUUCCACAUCUUCACCUACACCAACAGAAAUUCCAACAACAACAACAAAAACACCUCCUAGCAGUACUCCAACAACAAAAAUGACACAAUCAACAACCAUGGUAGGAUCUACAACUUUCUCACAAACGCCCACACCUCCCACUGUUUCCACAUCUUCACCUACACCAACAAAAAUUACAACAACAACAGGAACACCUCCUGGAAGUACUCCAACAACUGAAACAGUAAUUACAUUAUCAGUAUCUACUAAGAGCAGCUCAACUUCUGGGCUACCAAUAACUACUGGUCCUAUUAAAACAACACUGCCCCCCUCAACCGGAGGACAAAUCACAGGAUCAACUACCACAAAACCUACACCAACAGAAAGGACUACAACAACACAAACACCUCCUGGAAGUACUCCAACAACUGAAGUAACACAAUCAACAACAGUUGUAGUAUCUACAACUUCCCCACAAACACCCAAACCUCCCACUGUUUCUACAACUUCACCUACACCAACGAAAACUACAACAGGAAUACCUACUGGAAGUACUACAACAACUAAACAAACACAAUCAACAACAGGGUUUGGAUCUACCACAUCCUCACAAACGCCAAAACCACCCACUGUUUCUACGUCACCUACACCAACAGAAAGGACUACAACAACACAAACACCUCCUGGAAGUACUCCAACAACUGAAGUAACACAAUCAACAACAGUAUCUACAACUUCCCCACAAACACCCAAACCUCCUACUGUUUUUACAACUUCACCUACACCAACAAAAACUACAACAGGAAUACCUACUGGAAGUACUACAACAACUAAACUAACACAAUCAACAACAGGGGUUGGAUCUACCACAUCCUCACAAACACCAAAACCACCCACUGUUUCUACAUCACCUACACCAACAGAAAGGACUACAACAACACAAACACCUCCUAGAAGUACUCCAACAGCUGAAGUAACAGAAUCAACAACACUAUCUACAACUUCCCCACAAACACCCAAACCUCCCACUGUUUCUACAACUCCACCUACACCAACAAAAACUACAACAGGAAUACCUACUGGAAGUACUACAACAACUAAACUAACACAAUCAACAACAGGGUUUGAAUCUACCACAUCCUCACAAACACCAAAACCACCCACUGUUUCUACGUCACCUACACCAACAGAAAGGACUACAACAACACAAACACCUCCUGGAAGUACUCCAACAACUGAAGUAACACAAUCAACAACAGUAUCUACAACUUCCCCACAAACACCCAAACCUCCCACUGUUUCUACAACUCCACCUACACCAACAAAAACUACAACAGGAAUACCUACUGGAAGUACUACAACAACUAAACUAACACAGUCAACAACAGGGUUUGAAUCUACCACAUCCUCACAAACACCAAAACCACCCACUGUUUCUACAUCACCUACACCAACAGAAAGGACUACAACAACACAAACACCUCCUGGAAGUACUCCAACAGCUGAAGUAACAGAAUCAACAACACUAUCUACAACUUCCCCACAAACACCCAGACCUCUCACUGUUUCUACAACUCCACCUACACCAACAAAAACUACAACAGGAAUACCUACUGGAAGUACUACAACAACUAAACUAACACAAUCAACAACAGGGUUUGAAUCUACCACAUCCUCACAAACACCAAAACCACCCACCGUUUCUACGUCACCUACACCAACAGAAAGGACUACAACAACACAAACACCUCCUGGAAGUACUCCAACAACUGAAGUAACACAAUCAACAACAGUAUCUACAACUUCCCCACAAACACCCAAACCUCCCACUGUUUCUACAACUCCACCUACACCAACAGAAACUACAACAGGAAUACCUACUGGAAGUACUACAACAACUAAACUAACACAAUCAACAACAGGGUUUGAAUCUACCACAUCCUCACAAACACCAAAACCACCCACUGUUUCUACGUCACCUACACCAACAGAAAGGACAACAACAACACAAACACCUCCUGGAAGUACUCCAACAACUGAAGUAACACAAUCAACAACAGUAUCUACAACUUCCCCACAAACACCCAGACCUCCCACUGUUUCUACAACUUCACCUACACCAACAAAAACGACAACAGGAAUACCUACUGGAAGUACUACAACAACUAAACUAACACAAUCAACAACAGGGGUUGGAUCUACCACAUCCUCACAAACACCAAAACCACCCACUGUUUCUACGUCACCUACACCAACAGAAAGGACUACAACAACACAAACACCUCCUGGAAGUACUCCAACAACUGAAGUAACACAAUCAACAACAGUAUCUACAACUUCCCCACAAACACCCAAACCUCCCACUGUUUCUACAACUCCACCUACACCAACAAAAACUACAACAGGAAUACCUACUGGAAGUACUACAACAACUAAACUAACACAAUCAACAACAGGGUUUGAAUCUACCACAUCCUCACAAACACCAAAACCACCCACUGUUUCUACGUCACCUACACCAACAGAAAGAACUACAACAACACAAACACCUCCUGGAAGUACUCCAACAACUGAAGUAACACAAUCAACAACAGUAUCUACAACUUCCCCACAAACACCCAAACCUCCCACUGUUUCUACAACUUCACCUACACCAACAAUAAUUACUACAACAACAACAACAACAGGGACACCUACUGUUUCAUCUACACGUCCUGGAAGCACUACACCGACUGCAUCUACAAAGCCAUUAACAACAACUAUAAAGACAACCCUAUCUACAACUACCCGUCCUAGCACUACACUCUGUUUUUGUGAAUUUAAUGGAACGCAGUAUGAGCCGGGAGAGACAAUCCUUGACAAUGUGCACCUUGGCUCUGGGAUCUGUCUGACCAUGGUCUGCUCUGACAUCUGUGUGAUUCAGAAUACAACAAACCCAUGUCCAACUUCACCAACACCAACUCCCACUCCAUACUAUGACUGCCCUGAAUGGGACAAAAAUACCAAUGAGACCUUCAUCAUAUGUAACUGCACCAUGGCAAGGUGCAUAGAGGACAACAUCAUUGAGAUUAUCCCAUACGAAUGUCCCCCACUACAAAACAUCACAUGUGCUAAUGGAAAGAACCCAGUGCUGGUAUAUGAUGAGCACUACUGCUGCCAACAUUACGCCUGUGACUGCUUUUGUGAAGGCUGGGGUGAUCCUCAUUACAUCACAUUUGAUGGAACGUUUUACAGUUAUCAAGGAAAUUGCACUUACACAUUAAUGGAAGAAAUUCGGCCUCACUAUCAUUUGAAGAUCUACAUUGAUAAUGUCUAUUGUGAUCCCAUUGAGCAUGUUUCCUGUCCAAGAUCAAUUAUUGUAUCGUAUAACAACCUAAUCAUUACACUUACGAAUCACAAUUUAUUUGGAGGUGCAGAACUAGAGGCUUCAAUCAACAAUGAAAAGCUAAGACUGCCUUUUAGUCGUAAUGCAGUGAGGGUGGUGAGCUCAAGCUUGGAUUUAUUCCUGGAGAUUCCACAGCUGGGUGUCAUUGUAACAUUCGGAGCCACCGGCUUUAGCAUCAACCUGCCGUUCCAGCAUUUUGGAAACAACACACAAGGGCACUGUGGAACAUGCAACAAUAACAGGGCCGAUGACUGUAUGCUUCCUGGAGGGAUCUUGGUGUCUGACUGCGCAGUGAUGGCAGAUUACUGGCCAGCUAACCUCAAAAAUGGAGAAAUAUGCACUAAACCGACUGUGUUACCUACAGUGGGAACGAGCCCCAAACCCACACCCAGCAAUUGCCAGGCUCUUCCGGAAUGUAACCUCCUUCACAGCAAGUUGUUCGAACAGUGCCAUCACUAUGUGUCUCCAGAUAACUUCUUUUUAGGCUGUCAUUAUGACAGCUGUCAUAUGAGCAACCCUGCCGUGGUGUGUACGAGUCUGCAGACCUAUGCAAGGACUUGUUCUCAAUUUGGCCUCUGCAUCAACUGGAGAAACUACACAAGCCUCUGCAACAUUGAAUGCCCAACAAAUAAAAUCUUCAAGCCAUGUGGCCCAGCUGAACCCCAAACCUGUGAAGACCAACCUGAAGAGAGGAGUCUUGAAAUCCCCACUGAGGGAUGCUUUUGCCCAGAUGGGAUGAUGCUCUUCAACAAAGUGUCAGACGUCUGUGUGGAAAAAUGCGGAUGCCUGGAUGCAUCAGAGACCCCACGUGAGUUUGGUGAGGUCUUCGAGUACAACUGCGAGGUUUGUGUCUGUGAAAGGGCCACCAAAUCUAUCAACUGUAAGCCCAAACAGUGUCUUGAUUCUGUUCCUGAGAGCUGCACACUACCUGGCUUAGUGUUGGUCAAUGUCACCGAUCCCUCGGACCCAUGCUGCACCAAACAAGUUUGCAAUUGUGAUACAAGUACAUGCCCAUCUUUGAAAAAUGUGUGUGAGAUUGGAUAUUCUUCAGAACUGGAGGUGCCUGAGGGAAAAUGCUGUCCAGAAAUAAUAUGCGUGCCCAAAAAAGUCUGUGUCUUUGACAAUAAAGAGUAUGAGCCUGGUAGCCCCAUCCCCGUUGUUAACUGUCAAGAAUGUACAUGUACGCGGGAAGUGGAUCCUAAAACACAAUUAUUCAAGAUCAGCUGCAAAAUGGUGACAUGCAACGAAGUCUGUAACCCUGGUUAUGAAUAUCAAGAGCCUGUAAGCUAUAAGGACUGCUGUGGGAAGUGCGUGCAAACUCACUGUAUCAUCAAUGUCAAUGGCACACAACAUAUACUGAAGGAGGGAGAAGUUUUGCCCACUACUGACCGGGAUUGUGACAGAAUCACAUGUACUAAAGUUAAUGGACAGUUCAUCACUGAUAACUACAGAGUCCAGUGCCCUGCUUUCAACAUCUCCAACUGCCAGCAUGGUACAGUCCAGCUCAUGGCUGAUGGCUGCUGCUACUUCUGUGUGGACAAGAUUAAGGGCUGUCAAGUGCAGGUUGUUCAGGAUUAUAUAGUUCACGACGGUUGCCAAUCAGAAAAUAAAAUUGACCUGACAUUCUGUGAGGGAGAUUGUGGCAGUUAUAGCAGGUACACUGAACCCAAGUUAUCCGCCUGUAGCUGUUGCCAGGCAACCAACAUAAGUAAUAGAACAGUGUCUCUCGGUUGUCCAAGUGGAGCCAAAAUACAUCACACGUACAUUCAUGUCAAUGAGUGCACCUGUAGCAAAACAGCCUGUCAUGAAACUGGAUUUAACCAGCACAAGCUUGAAAACUCCCGUAAGAAACGCGGCUUUCAACUUACAUGAGCGUCUAAUGACUCCAGAUGUUAAUGAGCCGUCAAAUAACUGUGUGAAGCUUGUAAUCUGAAUUUAAUUUAAUUGCAUUGCUAUGUUUAACUAUUUCAGAAGCUUAAUUUUAAAGUUAAAAAAAAGCUUUAAAUGUUUUUCUCAAUUGAUCUUUGGAUAAAUGUGUAUUUUCUGCUUGUAUAUGAAAUUAAACGCAAUUAAAGCAAUAAAA